CAACCACACACACCUCCAAGCGUAGAUCAAAAUGGCGCUUGCCAAGCUGGCACGAAUAAAAAGAAUUCAGGACGCGACAAAGUUAGUCCUGCAAUCAAGGCAUUUUCACGAUGUCUCUAAAGCUGGAAUUAUUCAAUCAACUAUUGAGCGGGAAUCUUCAGAGUUUCAGGAAAACAAAAAGAGUAUGCUGAGCCUCGUAAAAGACUUAAAAGAUAUGGUUUAUGUCAUCAAAGAUGGGGGUGGAUCAAAAGCAAAAGAAAGGGUAACAUCAUCUGGAAAGCUUUUACCAAGAGAACGUAUUGGACAGUUGUUAGAUCCAGGGUCAGCAUUUCUAGAGUUUUCCCAACUAGCUGGAUAUAAAUUAUACAAAGAUGAAGUUCCCUGUGGUGGCAUUAUAACUGGAAUUGGCACUGUCUCCGGGACGGAAUGUUUGAUAGUUGCAAAUGAUCCAACUGUUAAAGGUGGCACUUAUUACCCAAUAACAGUAAAAAAGCAUGUAAGGGCCCAGGAAAUUGCAAGAGAAAACAGGCUACCAUGUAUAUACUUGGUUGAUUCUGGUGGCGCAUUUUUACCUUUGCAAGCAGAUGUAUUUCCAGAUCGGGAUCAUUUUGGAAGAAUCUUUUAUAACCAGGCAACCAUGUCUUCAUUGGGCAUUCCACAGAUUGCUGUAGUUCUUGGCUCAUGCACUGCUGGUGGUGCUUACAUACCAGCUAUGGCAGAUGAAAGCAUUAUAGUUAAGGAGCAAGGAACAAUUUUUCUAGGAGGCCCUCCAUUGGUACAAGCAGCAACAGGAGAGGUUAUUUCAGCUGAGAAAUUGGGAGGUGCAGAUUUGCACUGUCGGAAUUCUGGCGUAACGGACCAUUAUGCCUUGGAUGACUUCCACGCAUUACAUCUAGCAAGGCAAUGCAUUGGAAACUUGAACAGAAAAAAGGACAUUUCUUUUAUGAAUGUUUCGGAGUCUAUCGACCCAAUUUACCCAGCCGAUGAUUUAUAUGGCAUUGUUGGAGAUAACUUGAAAAAGUCCUUCGACGUUCGAGAGGUUAUUGCACGAAUUGUCGAUGGCAGUAAAUUUGAUGAGUUUAAAGCAAUGUAUGGAGACACUCUAGUAACAGGGUUUGCCUCGAUUCAUGGAUAUCCUGUUGGCAUAAUUGGCAACAACGGUGUUCUUUUUUCGGAGUCUGCUCUAAAAGGAACCCACUUCAUCGAGCUUUGCUGUCAGAGGAAAAUUCCACUGGUCUUUUUACAAAACAUUACGGGAUUUAUGGUAGGAAGAGAAUAUGAAGCAAGUGGCAUAGCCAAACAUGGUGCCAAAAUGGUGACAGCUGUUUCUUGUGCCAAAGUUCCAAAAUUUACAGUUAUCUUAGGAGGAAGUUUUGGAGCAGGAAAUUAUGGCAUGUGUGGAAGAGCAUACAGCCCAAGGUUUACCUACAUGUGGCCUAAUGCACGUAUAUCGGUGAUGGGAGGUGAGCAAGCAGCAACGGUUCUUGCUACGAUUACUAAAAAUCAGAAACAGCGUGAGGGUAAAGAGCUGACUGAAAAAGAAGAAAAGGCAAUAAAAGACCCGAUUAUUAAAAGAUUUGAAGAGGAAGGCCACCCGUACUUCUCAAGUGCAAGGUUAUGGGAUGAUGGUGUGAUUGACCCUGUCGACACAAGAACUGUCCUCGGCUUGAGCAUCAGCGCUUCAUUGAAUGCCCCCGUUGAACAGACACAGUUUGGUGUUUUUAGAAUGUGAUUUAUCUAUUUCCCUGUCAAUUUUUUUAUCAUUAUUUGAUGAAUUUAAAACAUUGUAUUUGAAAACGUAAUUCUCUA
This is a messenger RNA of Rhopilema esculentum, 1809 nucleotides long. Its product is annotated as methylcrotonoyl-CoA carboxylase beta chain, mitochondrial. Gene Ontology annotation, molecular function: methylcrotonoyl-CoA carboxylase activity. Lineage: Eukaryota; Metazoa; Cnidaria; Scyphozoa; Rhizostomeae; Rhizostomatidae. Gene Ontology annotation, cellular component: methylcrotonoyl-CoA carboxylase complex; mitochondrion. Gene Ontology annotation, biological process: L-leucine catabolic process. The record is from RefSeq and is a predicted model, not a curated record.